Messenger RNA from Eutrema salsugineum, 406 nucleotides. RefSeq lists its product as uncharacterized. Lineage: Eukaryota; Viridiplantae; Streptophyta; Magnoliopsida; Brassicales; Brassicaceae. The transcript has a single exon. Bases 56 to 199 code for a protein of 47 amino acids. The record is from RefSeq and is a predicted model, not a curated record.
ACAAUACUAAAAAUCCACUAGUAAACCAGAAACACACAAAACCCUAAUUUAAAAAAUGGCAGUGAUGAGUCACAACAACGCAGAAGGUAGGCUAUACGAGCCAACUCAGACUUGGCUGAUUCCUUACUCACAAACUGGUGGCCAAGAGAACGGAGGAGACGAUGACGAUGACGACUGUGAUGUGGCUCCGGCGGCUUGAUCAUGUGCAUUUUGCCGUAUGCUAUUGUAAACUUAAAUAACAGUCAUUUAAUUAAGUAUAGUAAUUGUGCUUCUUGUCUUAGAACCACACACAAACACACACACACACAUAUCUAAAUUUAGCUGAAGCACUAGAUCGUGCCUGACGCCUGUAUCCAUGUCAUAAGCAGGCUUUUAGUAAUUAUUACAUAAACAACAUUUUUGACUU